Spinacia oleracea (spinach) is the source of this 1609-nucleotide messenger RNA. RefSeq names its product UV-B-induced protein At3g17800, chloroplastic. The coding region runs from base 168 to 1373 and encodes 401 amino acids. Lineage: Eukaryota; Viridiplantae; Streptophyta; Magnoliopsida; Caryophyllales; Amaranthaceae. The transcript has 4 exons. The record is from RefSeq and is a predicted model, not a curated record.
CAGAGUCAUUGUAAUUCUAUUGAAACUGCAAGGGUAUUAUUGUCCUUGUCCCACCACGUUGUCAUCGAGCUAUAAAAUCCCCAAUUGGCCAAUUCCCAUCUUUCAUACUGUAUUGUUUUUCGCAUCAACAAUUAGCUUUUACAUCGUGUUCUUCAGUAUUGGUGAAGAUGGAAGCGGCAGCUACUGUUCUUCGAUUGCCAUUACGACCUUCAAUUUCAGGCUCAAAUGGAAAAAAUUCGAUUCGUUUUACCACUAAUUUUCGCUUGAGCAAGUCUACUUCUCCGUAUAAUGUAAAGCUUGGGGUUGGAAGAUGGUCCUCUAGAAGCAUGAAGUCUCUCGUGGUUAGAGCAUCUAAGUCAUCGAAUUCUUUUGAGUCUACUGGACACAUUGCUCCACUCCAGCUGGAGUCUCCAGUUGGGCAGUUUCUGUCCCAAAUCUUAGUAAGUCAUCCACACCUUGUCCCUGCUGCAGUUGAACAGCAACUUGAGCAGUUGCAGACUGAUUCUGAAGCCGGAAAACAGAAGGAAGAGCCAUCUGCUACUGGUACCGAUCUUGUAUUAUACAGGAGGAUAGCAGAGGUUAAGGCUAAUGAAAGGAGAAAAGUUUUGGAAGAGAUCUUGUACACUUUGGUGGUACAGAAAUUCAUGGAUGCAAAUAUUUCUUUGAUCCCCUCCAUUUCUCCAUCUUCAGCUGAUCGUGUUGACAUGUGGCCUAGUUUGGAUGGGAAGCUAGAAGAUGUUCACUCUCCUGAAGCCUACGAAAUGAUCCAGAAUCACCUUGCUCUUAUACUUGGUAAUCGAUUGGAAGAUUCGACGUCGGUAGCACAGAUCAGCAAACUCAGGGUAGGACAGGUGUAUGCAGCAUCAGUGAUGUUUGGUUACUUUCUCAAGCGCAUAGAUCAAAGGUUUCAGCUAGAAAAGGCUAUGAAGAUCCUUCCAGAACAUAUUGACGGGAAUGAAAAUGACGUUAUAAUGGAAGAUGGGACUACACACAUGGCUUCAAACCAUCAAGAUGAAGCACAAUUGCAUCCUGAAGUAUCAUCGUCUUGGGCGGCUGGUGGAUUUGAUCAAGGGACAACUUCCUCCCGUCUUAAAAGCUAUGUCAUGGCGUUUGACGCUGAAACACUUGCAAGAUAUGCCACUAUUCGGUCCAAGGAAGCUGUUUCUAUUAUUGAGAAGCACACUGAAGCUUUAUUUGGGAAACCUGAAAUAACCAUGACACCUCAGGGAACUAUUGACUCUUCCAAGGAUGAGUUGAUUAAGAUUGGAUUUGGUGGUUUAAGAAGACUGGUUUUAGAAGCUGUCACUUUUGGGUCGUAUUUGUGGGAUGUCGAGACUUAUGUUGAAUCCAGGCACCGUUUUGUCCUUAAUUAGCUCCUCCACAGGAAACCUUCUCCCUAGGUUUCAACUAAGACUUGUUUUAUUUUACUAACUAAGACUUACCCUAAAUGACUGUUUUUGUACAUAGAUUUGGAGAUUCAUGUAUUUCUUUUGUGUUUAGAAUAUUGUGAAAUCUGGGCAAAAUCGUUAACGUAAUGAUGUGAAGACACAUUUGAGAUUGUUUCAGUAAUAGAUAUACCAACUAUAAAAGUACACAUCAUUUGGGUGAA